Molecule: messenger RNA, 5456 nt
Organism: Schistosoma bovis
Lineage: Eukaryota; Metazoa; Platyhelminthes; Trematoda; Strigeidida; Schistosomatidae
Source: the annotation of a GenBank genome assembly
GAAUACGCUACCGUAUCUUCCGCGGUGUGUUUAAGUGUGUUGCCAAAGUAAUGAUUGAUUCGUUUUUCGAUGAUUCCUCAAUAAAAAACGAACUUAACAAUGACUUUUCUACCAACUGUUACUCCACUGUUGAUCUCCAGUCUGAUUUCUCACUUGAUAAUGUGGAAAUAUAUCCAGAAAUACCUAAUAAUGAUUCUUAUGGUGCUCUAUUUCUGAUGGACUCUGCGGACCUUUUAGAUGUACGUGAAGAAGUUAUUGGUGAAGAACAUUUCGCGUCAAAUCUUGAUCAACCACCAUACAUGGAAGGACUUUCAAGGAGGUUUGGACUAUUCUCUGCCAAGAGUUCACGAAUCAGUACCAGUCAUAAAGAUAAAGGUAAUAAGGAACACGAUGUUUUCCAUGAUAAAAAUUCUUUUUCCGAUGAACAGAAGCAUAGUAAAUGUUCGUGGAAUGAUGGAUCUGAAGAGAUAACCGAUAAAGCCUAUUUAUGUAACCCCGAUAGUCCAUUAUCGAUCUCUAAUGACAUCGGAGUAACUUCAUCAGAUAGUAUAGAUGAAGUGUUUGACAAAGAUCAUGUAACCAGUCACGAUAUCAUUGAUGGUGACGAUGUUUCUUUGGAGAGGCUUUCCGAUCUUCAUAUUCCAUUACCAUUAUUUCACACUGAAUCUAAUUAUUCAGAUUCUUCACAGAUAAAUCCUUCCGAUUCAGAAGUGGAUGCAUGCAGUUUGUUUUCGUCAAAUAACUGUGCUACAAAUCAAUCUGAUGAUUAUGUCCAAAUAAAACAUCUUAGAUCGACUGACUCAUCUAAUUUAAACUCAAAUGAAUCUGCGACUAAAAUCCCUACCUCGGUACCUGUAUCGUCAUUAUCUUCUGCAAAAACAACUGAAAUAAUACGACUACCAUCUCAUGUUAACCAUCUAACCACAACAGUUAACCCGAACUAUCCAUCUAGGCCAAUAUCAGCUUGUCUUUCUUUAAAGUCGAAAUAUCGCCGUUGUGGACAAAUAACACUGAAAUCAGGUGCAUCCAUCCUUCGUACGAAAAGUUCAUUUAAUGAAUUAAAGCCAUGCUUUAAACCAACAUUCACUUCUACACGUUUUGCUCAUUGCGGAUUUCUAGCUGCUUCUCGUUUUUCCGGAUCAAUAAAAGAAUCAGCAGGUAGUCCAACUUGGUUUCCGAAAGUUGCAUUCGUUAACUCUAAUACACCACUCACUCUUAGAAAACCAGCUAUUGUGAUUGCCUCAUCAUAUCCCAAUUCUAGAUCAGAUGCCACAUAUCUGAAAAGUGAAGGAAUAAAUUUUAUGACACAUUCUUCCGUUAUGCAAUCAACAGAUUUACAAUCUUCUCUUUUAUACAGUCAAAAUGGAUUUUAUAUUUCUACAAUGCAUCAUAAUUCAUUAGGAGGCAAUAAUCCCGGUGAUUUAGCAUCAGUUGUAACCGCUACAAUCCCAUCUGAUUUCACAUCAAAUCGUACUGUAUUCUGCCCUCAUCUUGGUUGUGGGAAAACAUUUCGAGAUACAGCUGCAAUGCGUAAGCAUUUACAUACCCAUGGUCCACGCGUUCAUAUCUGUGCAGAAUGUGGUAAAGCGUUUGUUGAAUCAAGCAAAUUGAAACGUCAUCAACUUGUUCAUACUGGGGAAAAGCCUUAUCAAUGCGCAUUUGAUGGUUGUGGUAAACGUUUUUCUUUGGAUUUCAAUCUACGUACUCAUUUACGUAUUCAUACUGGGGAUCGACCGUAUCCGUGUCCACAACCUGGUUGUAGUAAACGUUUUGCUCAGUCGACAAAUUUAAAAUCACAUUUAGCAACACAUAGUAAAAUUCGAGCUACUCAUCAAUCAAGUUUUAUGAAUAGACAUCAUUUAAAUUCUACUGUGAAUGGUAGUGGUGGUGGUGGUUCAGUUCUGCUACGCCCUGCUGCUGCUCAUCCUAAUCAUACACAUGAUCAACCUAUUCCAAUUUCAUUAAGUAGUUCUAUUUUACAAUCCCCAAUGAAUUUUUCCACUAUAAUUCCCAUAGGAUCUAAAAAUAUAAACGUUCGUAAUCGAUGUGUCAAUAGAUUCAAGUCAAAUUUAAGUUCUUUAUUUCAAGAGGUUCAUUUAGAUAACUCUCGAUUACAUACUUCAUCACUACUGAAUAUUAAUAAUACUUUGUCUAUCCCUACAUCAAGUCCAGAUCAGUGCGAACCAACAGAUAUCAGCCCACUAUCUCCAUUGGAUCUGACUUCUUCCUCGACAGAAUCCAACAGUUCUACAUUGUCAUCUCAAAGUGCCACAACUCACAUAAAGCAUAACAUUUCAUCUUCUAGAUCGGUGAUUUCAAAAGCACAACAACUAUCCACUAAUACAAUCGAAAGUCAAUUAACUGAUUUCACCAAUUCCACUACUACCAAUGAUGCUGUACGAUUGUUUGAAAAUCAUUCUUUAGAAUGUUCUAUAAAUUUAGACCAUGAAAAAAUUGAUCUCAAUGUUGGGGUUACACAACCUAUGAUUAAUAAAACUGAUGAAGAUUUUUCUAAUAAUUCACAUGUGAAUAUUGAUGACAUUUAUUACCAGUCAUCUUUUAUCAAAUCUGAAUCCGAUAUUACUGUUAAUAAUUCAAUCCCACCAAUACAAAAUUGUAAAACAACAAGACGCUCAAGAAAAUGUUUAAGUAUAACUAAACGAUCUGAAUCGCCUAAUUUUGAAGAUUUUCUAAAAACUCAAGAUGAUAUAAGUUUUACUGACGAGGAUGCUUUAAAAAAACAUCAUUUUUACCUUGAUAGUGGUAAUGAUCAUUUGUCGUCUAACAAUAAAACACCAUCAUUGAAAUCAUCAUAUCGGCGUCGUCGUCGACGACAUUGUAAAUCAAAAUCAGAUAGUAAUAAAUAUAUAUGUAAAACAUCAUCAUCACAUUCUAACAGUAAUGUACUCAUUACAUCAUCACAUUAUGGUACUCGUUCGAAAUCUCGUGAAUCCUUUGAUAAAAUAUUACCUAAUCAUCAACGCGGUCGUCGUCGUUGUACAUUAAAAACAUGUGCCAAACGCCGUUUUCGUCCGUAAAAUAUAGAUUUGUUUUGAUGGACGGAUUCUACCUCUUCCCUGUUGUCUCAUCAUCACAAAAACAAACACACAGACCCCAAUAUAUAUAUACACAUUUAUGAUGUUAAUCUUUCUAUGAUCUGUAUCUCUAUGUUCAUCAUUGUUCAUAUUUAGUCAUUUUAUCACCACUACCUUUAUCACGACGCAUACAUUUCUGAAAAUAUUAGUAGUUCCAUGUUACAUCGCUCAAAUUAUUAUCAAAACUAUUGAUUUAUUCUACUCAUACACAUAUAUGUUUUGAGGAAUGUUUCUUUCGGGUCUUUUUUUUCUCCUUCUAGAAUAUCUUUUAUUGAAAAUUAUUAUUCCCAUGACAUUUCCAUAAAUAUACACGCAAAUUAAAAUUUGUAAUAUCAACGUAUGUAAACAGUUCAUUGAUCUUUUUUUUUGUUCCUAUAAAAUUACCAUUCCUGUUCAUUUUACCUUCAUGCCGGUAUGUGUAUGAGUUUUUCUCUUAAUUAUCAUUUUGUAAACCAUUAUUACACUCUACUGGGAUCUCUAAAGGCGGCAAACAGAUUCACUAUAUAUAUAAGUGAAUUCAUUAUAUGUGUAUUAAAUUAUCAAUAACUUAUGUAUGUUGUUUUUGCAUUUAUUCAAUUACAUAAAUGUGCAAUAUUCACUUUAUCAAUGCAUUUCAUUCUGAUUAACUAUUACUAUAAUUAACAGGAAUAUACAAUGUGCAAUAUAAAAAGCAACAUGACAAAAGUAACUGUUUAGCAUAGAACAGCUGACUUUUUUUUUCAAAAAAAAAUUGUUUUAUCCCCCACUUCACCCCCCUUUAUUCCUUUAAAUAUUCAUGUGCAAUCAUAUUUAAUAUUCAUUUAUUGGUUGUUUCUUUUUUUUUUUGCUUAAACAUUGUUUUCCUUGUUUUUUUUUCUUGUUUUUUUCGUUUUAUGUUUUAUUAAUGAAAUCAACCAACAACAAAAAAAAACAAGAAAAAUUCUAAUCAAAUAUCUUGUAUACUUCCUAGUCGAUCUUUCACUAAUAUGCAUAUAUAUAUAUACAUACUUUGAUGGAAGUCAUAAAGGGUUUUAUUGUGGAUGUUAUUGUAAUUUCAUUAGUUAAGAUCAUGAGUCAAUUGAAGGUAGACCACUAUGGAAAACUUGCUGUCUAGUGCUUCCAGGUUUUCCAUAAUGAUCUAACUUCAAUUGACUUAUGAUCUCAACUAUUGAAAUUUUAUGAAUGUAUUCAAUCAAGUUCAUGAUUUCUUCUUGUUUUAUUCUAUUCUUUAUUGGUAUUGUUAUUGUUGUUUUUAAAAAACCUAUACUCUAGUCAUAUCUCUAUCACUUAUCCACGUAUAUAAUUUCAAUAGAAAAUGGUAUAACUAGUGAAAUAUUUUCUUUUCUUUUGCUGACAACGGACACAUCUAUAUUUAUAUUAAGAAGAAAAAUGUUGUUAUUCUGAUUCUUAGAAUAAUCAGUUGUAAUUUAUUCUCCUUAAUCAAUAUUAGAAGUUACUGUAGUUCGAGAUGUUUGUUAUUAGUGUUAGAGAGAUAAUAAUAGUAUUCUUGCAUCAGUACUAUGUGUGUGUGUGUGUGUAUCUAUGGUGAAUUUCUUCUAAUCUUUCCUUAUUUCCCUUUAUUCACCUGUGUUUCUAUGUCUGUCCAUUUAUGUAUACGUACACUCUUAACAUGACAUGUCUAUUAUAUGUCUAUCCCACGUACUCGUCCAUUAUAACUAUUAUAUCUGCAUUUAUUUAUUUCCUUUUUUUUAAAAAAAAAUGUUUAUUUACUGUUACGAUCUAUCGUUGUUUUGUUUGUUUGUUUGUUUGUUUUUUUCAAUGUUUCUCAUCUCAAAGAUAUUUUCUUCACAUUGUUAUCGAUCUGUUGUCCAAAUAUAAAAAAAUCACGAUAUUUUCCGAUUUUUUUUUGUUAUAGCCUGGUUCUUACUGUUUUGUUUGUUUUUCAUGUUUGGUCUGGAUGUUGUUGUUGUUGUUAUGAUCAUGAAUUUAGAAAGUAUGGAAUUGUAUGUGUGUAAUUCAAAGGGACUCGAUCGAUUUAUCUUUUUGAUGUUUUUAAUGGAGUUUUUUUUUUUCUUCUCUGUAUCCAUACAUUGAUAUGUGUAUUUGUAUUUGUUUAUUGUACUCAAAUAUUAUUACUGUUAUUACUUAAAUGAUAAUAUUCAAUUAUAUUCAGGUUUUGUUCAUUUUUCUUUUACUUUUCAAUUAUUAUUUACUUAUCUAGUUAUCUGUAUUCAUUGAAUAAUAUAUGAACUUUAUAUUUAUUUAUGUAUUUCUAACAGGAAGGUUGACUACUGACUCCGUUGUUGUUGUUGUUUUUUCUAAUCAAACAAAAGAAACGCUUAUAUCGUUUAAAAUUGCGCAUAUUUUCUGUCUAAAUUGAAUGUAUUGUUUGUUAAAUUAGAUAACUUACCUGAGUCUAUU